AUGGGGAAGCGGUAUUACUGCGACUACUGUGACCGGUCCUUUCAGGACAACAUGCACAACAGGAAAAAACACCUGUAUGGCGUUCAACACCACAGAUCUAAAAAGGCCUGGUUUGACAAUUUCAGGGGUAAGUCAUUUCAUUUCCCAAAAGUUUCAUGGUGCAUUGAAGACAACUGAGAACAACAACAAAACAAUUAGAUCAUACUGGGAGAAGUCUUUACGUAAGUGAUCUUCAGGUCAGAGAAGUCAGAGAUCUAGGAUGAUGCCUGUGUUUGUGACUUGUAAUUCCGAGUUGGAUGACCGUAAAAAUAUAUUUUUCCCAGUCUGAUUUUUUUUUUUUUUUUGGGGGGGGGGGGAGUUCCCAGUUGUCUUGAAUGCACCAUUAGUCCAACAUGGUUUGGGGGUCAGAACAAAUUUUUUUUGCUGCCUGGUGCUCUUAAAGGGCCAAUCAGCAGUUAAAACAAGAACAAAGCCACUGUUUCUGUAAAAAUGUGAUGGAUGGGGCUGGAGAAAUUUGAAACCCCACCUCUUUAAGGAAUACCUGGGAUAGGAUAAAGUAAUCCUUCUACCCCCCCCCCCCUAAAAAUAAAAAUAUGUAAAGUGGUUAUCCCACUGGCUAUAAGGUGAAUGCACCUAUUUGUAAGUCGCUCUGGAUAAGAGCAUCUGCUAAAUGACGUAAAUGUAAAUGUAAAUGAGAAAAUUAAUCACUCCCAAAUUCAUAGACAGAGCUUUGGAUGCAAGGACAGGGACUGACCAUUGAUAAUAUCAGAAUUAUUGUUUAAACCAUGUUUUUAGGCUAUACAGUGUUUGUUUACAUUUACUUUGUUUACAAACAUUGGAGUAAAACAAGCUUAUGUUUUGCAUUCUGACAGUUAAACUAAGCACAUGAGGCAUUUAUAAGUUAUAUUCUUCAAGAAUCAGUGGGUACAUAUCAUUAAUUUGUAACUCUAAAAAUGGAGACUUGGUAUAAGGUGCACUUUGAAAAAGGGCACUCUAUGGACUGGCAGAAAACCAAUGGGGAUGAUGGCCACCACUUAGUAAACGAAAAAUUUAGAAAAAAUAAUUAUCUUGCACUCUUUUAGAACGAAUGAAGGCACUUCUUCAUUUAAAAGGCUUUAUUUACUUGGCAUUUCAGUAGACAUGUUUAAAAAUAGCAGGACCAACGCCAACAUGUUUUGACUUGGUAUCAGCCUUCAUCAGAUCAGGGCUUAAAGGUUUGACACAGUAACCAAUUAGAAGACAUGUAACAUAAUUAAACAAAAUAACAGCAUAAAGAGAUGGUUGGGGUUCAAUUCAGAAUGAUGUGAUCAAAUACAUUUCAGUUCAUGUCCUUUUCUAAAUGAAAUUGCAGUCGAUUGUUAUCUGACAGUUGCCGGAAGAUACCAAUCCUACCAUUACGCUUGUUUACACUGAGCUGCACUGGGGUCGGAAAACAUACCUCAAUGCAGGGAUGGGAUAUGCCACUGUACUCCAAAUUGUACCUUUAUCCACACCGCUCCAUCGAGAAGAUUGAAAUACUUACUGCCAGUUUUCCUGGAAAACUGCCCAUUCCGUCCUCAUGCUAGCUAGCAGUAGCCACAGCAGCCAUUAUGGAAUGGCAUGUCACGUUGAACAACAAAGGAGCUAAUUGGCUGAUACUGCCAUUCCAAAAUGGCUGCUGUGGCUACUGUAUGUUUUCCGACCCAUGUCUCACGCCGGCUGCACGGUGUCUUAAUGUAGUCAUGAUUGUAUUCCAACCCUUGUGCAGCUUAGUGUAAACAAGUGUAAUGGUAGGGUUGGUAUCUUCUGGCAACAUCUGACAGAUACUUGUUGUAACAGGCUGUAGAUUUUGGUGUGUAGACAAUAUGACACCUCUUCUCUCAUCACAGAUGCAGCAGCCAUCCUGUAUGAUGAACAAACUAAGAAACCCUGCAGGAAGUUUCUUCAGACAGGUAAAGACAACAAAGAUACAAUUAACGUUUCAUGAAAGACCCUUACAACUAUCAGUGUGUAAUGCUUAUUUUUUGUCCUUUGCAUCAGGCCAGUGUGUGUUUGGCAACAACUGCAGGUUCUCUCACAUGUCAGAGAGGGACAUGGAGAACCUAAGAAUGCAGAUUGAAGGUGAGUUGUUUCCACAAGAUGGCACUGUCUGCCAUGGAGAUGUUCCUCAUAUGGAGAGAGUUAGUUAAUGAGCAAUGCUGUCGUUUUACUCACACCUUGCAUGAUGAUAACAUUUUUAAGAAGUACAAUUUUCCAUCACUAUUGUGGCAAGUUACUCUGGUGUUUCAAUUAUGAACACACAAUGCCAUUUAAUUUAGGUGGUUAAAUGAAAUCUAGUAUUAAUCAUCUUUACUCAUUUCACUCAGAAUUCAAAGUUACCAUGGUGAUUGUGUUAAUGAGAUCCAUAUUAAGAGGUGUAGUCUAAUCUCUAGAUGAAAGAAGGAGCAGAGAGGACCCGGAGCACAGAGCGUCCCCUGAGCGGAGCAUAGAGGAGUGGCUCACCAGGAGAGAGAAGAAGAGAGCCGCCCUCAGCAGUGGAAGGUACAGUAUGAAUUAA
Molecule: messenger RNA, 2536 nt
Organism: Coregonus sp. 'balchen'
Lineage: Eukaryota; Metazoa; Chordata; Actinopteri; Salmoniformes; Salmonidae
Source: the annotation of a GenBank genome assembly